Molecule: messenger RNA, 1421 nt
Organism: Neogale vison (American mink)
Lineage: Eukaryota; Metazoa; Chordata; Mammalia; Carnivora; Mustelidae
Gene: TXNDC12
Product: thioredoxin domain containing 12
Exons: 7
Coding region: 129-647 (172 amino acids)
Cellular component (GO): endoplasmic reticulum
Source: RefSeq, a predicted model, not a curated record
GGGAGGGGGGAGAAUCUGGGAACGCGAGGGGUUGGGCUGAGCCGCACUUGGGGAACGGCGCGGACCUUCUGCUAGCACUCUGGUUGUCUCCCGUCUGCUCAGCCCAGUGGCCCCGCGCAUCUACUUCCAUGGAGCUCCGGUCUCAUCUCGGGGCCACCUGUUUGCUGGGCUUCAGUUUCCUGCUUCUCGUCACCUCUUCUGAUGGACAUAUUGGGCUUGGAAAGGGUUUUGGAGAUCACAUUCAUUGGAGGACACUAGAGGAUGGGAAGAAGGAAGCAGCUGCCAGUGGGUUGCCUCUGAUGGUGAUUAUCCACAAGUCCUGGUGUGGAGCUUGCAAAGCUUUGAAGCCCAAAUUUGCCGAGUCUACAGAAAUUUCAGAACUUUCCCAUAAUUUUGUUAUGGUGAAUCUUGAGGAUGAAGAGGAGCCCAAGGAUGAAGAUUUCAGCCCUGAUGGGGGUUAUAUUCCACGAAUCCUUUUCUUGGAUCCCAGUGGCAAGGUCCAUCCUGAAAUCAUCAAUGAGAAUGGAAACCCCAGCUACAAGUAUUUCUACAUCAGUGCCGAGCAAGUUGUUCAGGGGAUGAAGGAAGCUCAGGAGAGGCUGACGGGAGAUGCCUUCAGAGAGAAACAUCUUGAAGAUGAGUUAUAACAUGAAUAUAUCCUUUCUUUCAUCAGAGUUAGUGCUCUGGAAGGAAAGCAGCAGGGGAGGGAAUAUUGAGGAUUCGCUCAGAACAAUUAAACCAACCAGGAAACCUUGCUCCUGCCUACAUGGGGAGGAGCGCUCUCACUGUGGAAGACUUCUGCUGACAGGAGCUGGUCUCCACGCUUGUGGAUCCAGCAGAGUGUGGCAGACUUCCUUCUUCCGCCUCCUCCUAGGUGUCCGUCACUGAACGUGAAUGACAGCUUUUGACACAAAACUUGAGCCAUUUGGAGUUGUACUCCUCACAGUUCAGUAUUUGAAUUUUUUUCCGUUUCCUCCUGCUUUAUUCACCUUGGUGGUGAAAGGAGACCAGUAGCAUCUUUUCUACGGUAUUAAAAUUACAGAAAUAGUUCACCAUUUAAAAAAAAAAAACCUAAAGGUAAAACAGUAAUUCUACCCCCACUGAAGAGAUCAGCCUAUUUCUUCUCCUUUUCUCCUGGGAAUAAUUUUGGGCUUCUUCCUGAAUCCUGGUAACUUCCAUCCUCUUCUCCUGCUUGGGCUUCCCUGUUUGCACGCAUGUGUAUGCAGGAAUGGCUGUGUGUUUGGACUCAGCCCCAGCUGGAAGCAUGCUUUCCCCUGGUACUGUUACAGAAACAGAAACCUUCAAGCCCUAGGUGGAGCCAUUUUUGUCAAGUCGUCAACUGUAUUUUUGUACUGAGGUUAACAAAAAAAUUUAGAAAUACUAAUUGUUCCAUUAAACUUUAAUAAAACUUUGAAAGGAAA